Ictidomys tridecemlineatus (thirteen-lined ground squirrel) is the source of this 7446-nucleotide messenger RNA. NCBI's taxonomy places the organism in Eukaryota, Metazoa, Chordata, Mammalia, Rodentia, Sciuridae. The record is from RefSeq and is a predicted model, not a curated record.
AGUGACGUGAUGUGCUUGGCUGGCCGCGGAGUCCGGCGGAGCUUUCGGCGGCGGCUGAGUUAGCCGAGGGAAAAUGGCUCGGACCGUGGCGGCUGCGACGGCUCGAGUUGCAGUGGAAGGACAGACUCAGGCAGCGUGAGGUCUUGCUAUUUUGGAAGCUACGAGAAAAAAGUAGAUAGGGGAAAGUUUGGUCUUUUUAGUGGACAUGGCUCAGAUAUCCAGCAACAAUGGAUUUAAACAGUGUUCUUCACAGCUGGAACCAACAAGAACAAAAGAUGUGGACAAACAAGAAGCAUUACAGAUGGAAGCAGAAGCUUUAGCAAAACUGCAAAAGGACAGACAAGUGACUGACAAGCAGAGAGACUUUGAGUUGUCAAGCAGUACCAGACAAAAAGCACAAGUUUUUAAUAAACAGGAUUAUGAUCUCAUGGUGUUUCCUGAAUCAGAUUCCCAAAAAAGAGCAGUUGAUAUUGAUGUAGAAAAGCUCACCCAAGCCGAACUUGAAAAACUAUUGUUGGAUGACAGUUUUGAAAGUAGAACACCUGUAUUGCCAGUUACUCCUGUUCUGAGCCCUUCAUUUUCAGCACAGCUCUAUCUUAGACCUAGUAUUCAGAGAGGACAGUGGCCCCCUGGCUUAUCUGGGCCUUCUACUUAUACUUUACCUUCUAUUUAUCCUUCAACUUACAGUAAACAGGCUGCAUUCCAGAAUGGCUUCAACCCAAGAAUGCCUACUUUUCCAUCUUCAGAACCUAUAUAUUUAAGGCUUCCAGGACAGUCUCCGUAUUUUCCAUAUCCUUUGACACCUGCCACACCCUUUCAUCCACAAGCAACUUUACCAAUCUAUCGACCAGCAGUCAGUCCUGACAUGGCAAAACUAUUUGACAAAAUAGCUAGCACAUCAGAAUUUUUAAAAAAUGGGAAAGCAAGGACGGAUUUGGAGAUAACAAAUUCAAAAACUACAGUCAGCAAUCUACAGGUAUCUCCAAAGUCUGAGGACAUCAGUAAAUUUGACUGGUUAGACCUGGAUCCUCUAAGUAAGCCAAAAGUGGACAAUGUGGAAGUAGUAGACCAUGAAGAAGACAGAAAUGUUCCAAGUUUGCUAGCAAAGGAUCCCUGGGAUGCUGUUCUUCUUGAAGAACGAUCAUCAGCAACUUGUCAUCUUGAAAGAAAGGUGAAUGGAAAUUCCCUUUCUGGGGCAACUGUAACAAGAAGCCAGUCUUUAAAUAUUCGAGCAACUCAGCUUACUAAAGUCCAGGGCCAAAUACAGAAAGACCCAAGUGGGACCACUAGUUUGCCAACUGGAAGAUCACUUCUACAAGAAAUUGAAGUACAGAAUGAGGAGGUGGCAGCUUUUUGUCAAUCCAUUACAAAAUUGAAGACCAAAUUUCCAUAUACCAAUCACCGCACAAAUCCAGGCUAUUUGUUAAGUCCAGUCACAGUGCAAAGAAACAUAUGUGGAGAAAAUGCUAGUGUCAAGGUCUCCAUUGAAAUUGAAGGAUUUCAGCUACCGGUUACGUUUACAUGCGAUGUGAGUUCUACUGUAGAAAUUGUUAUAAUGCAAGCCCUUUGCUGGGUACAUGAUGACUUGAAUCAAGUAGAUCUUGGCAGCUAUGUUCUGAAAGUUUGUGGUCAAGAGGAGGUGCUACAGAAUAACCAUUGCCUUGGAAGUCAUGAACAUAUUCAAAACUGUCGAAAAUGGGACACAGAGAUUAAGUUACAACUCUUGACCUUCAGUGCAAUGUGCCAGAAUCUGGCUCGAACAGCAGAAGAUGAUGAAGCACCUGUGGAUUUAAACAAAUACCUAUAUCAAAUAGAAAAACCUUAUAAAGAAGUCAUGACAAGACACCCUAUUGAAGAACUCUUAGAUUCUUAUCACAACCAAGUAGAACUGGCCCUUAAAAUUGAAAACCAGCACCGAGCCGUAGAUCAAGUAAUUAAAGCUGUUAGAAAAAUAUGCAGUGCUUUAGAUGGUGUAGAGACUCCUGCCAUAACGGAAUCAGUAAAGAAACUAAAGAGAGCAGUUAACCUUCCAAGGAGUAAAAGUACUGAUGUGACUUCACUAUCUGGAGGAGGAGAUACUAGCAAGAGCUCAACAAGGGGCUCACUGUAUCCUGAAAAUCCUGUUCAAGUAAGCAUGGACCAAUUAACUGCAGCAAUUUAUGAUCUUCUCAGACUCCACACAAGUUCCAGUAGGAGUACUGCAGACAGUAUUCACAACAGCAGGAGCAUCAAGGAGGCAUGGACCACAACAGAACAGCUCCAGUUUACUAUAUUUGCUGCACAUGGAAUUUCAAGUAACUGGGUAUCAAAUUACGAAAAAUACUACUUGAUAUGUUCCUUGUCACACAAUGGAAAGGAUCUUUUUAAACCUAUUCAAUCUAAGAAGGUUGGCACUUAUAAGAAUUUCUUCUAUCUUAUUAAAUGGGAUGAACUAAUCAUUUUUCCCAUCCAGAUAUCACAAUUGCCAUUAGAAUCAGUUCUUCAUCUUACUCUUUUUGGAAUUUUAAAUCAGAGCAGUGGAAGUUCCCCUGAUUCUAAUAAGCAGAGAAAGGGGCCAGAAGCUUUGGGCAGAGUUUCUUUACCUCUUUUUGACUUUAAGCGGUUUUUAACAUGUGGAACCAAACUUCUCUAUCUUUGGACUUCAUCAUCUACAAAUUGUAUUCCUGGAACAGUCCCUAAAAAAGGAUAUCUCAUGGAAAGAAUAGUGCUACAGGUUGAUUUUCCUUGUUCUACAUUUGAUAUAAUUUAUACAACUCCUCAAGUUGACAGAAGCAUUACACAGCAACACAACUUAGAAACACUGGAGAAUGAUAUAAAAGGGAAACUUCUCAAUAUUCUUCACAGAGACUCAUCACUUGGACUUUCUAAAGAAGAUAAAGCCUUUUUGUGGGAGAAACGUUAUUAUUGCCUCAAACACCCAAAUUGUCUUCCUAAAAUACUAGCAAGUGCCCCAAACUGGAAAUGGGUUAAUCUUGCCAGAACAUACUCAUUGCUUUACCAGUGGCCUCCAUUGUACCCACUGGCUGCUUUGGAGCUUCUUGAUUCAAAAUUUGCUGAUCAGGAAGUAAGAUCCCUGGCUGUGACCUGGAUUGAGGCCAUUAGUGAUGAUGAGUUAACAGAUCUUCUUCCACAGUUUGUACAAGCUUUGAAAUAUGAAAUUUACUUGAACAGUUCAUUAGUGCGCUUUCUUCUGUCCAGGGCAUUGGGAAAUAUCCAGAUAGCACACAGUUUAUAUUGGCUUCUCAAGGAUGCCCUACAUGAUACACAGUUUGGUGUCCGAUAUGAACAUGUAUUGGGUGCUCUACUUUCAGUAGGAGGAAAAGGACUCAGAGAAGAACUUUCUAAGCAGACAAAACUUGUACAGCUUUUAGGAGGAGUAGCUGAGAAAGUAAGGCAGGCUAGUGGAUCAGCCAGACAGGUCGUCCUCCAAAGGAGUAUGGAACGAGUACAGUCCUUUUUUCUGAAAAAUAAAUGCCGUCUCCCUCUCAAACCAAGUCUAGUGGCAAAGGAGUUAAAUAUUAAGUCAUGUUCAUUCUUCAGUUCUAAUGCUGUGCCCCUAAAAGUCACAAUGGUGAAUGCUGAUCCUUUCGGGGAAGAAAUUAAUGUCAUGUUUAAGGUGAGCAAAAUAGGGUUACUUUGGGAUGUGGGAGGUAUGGGGGUUUCACUGUGUUGCCCAGGCUGUCCUGGCACUCAAGGUAUUGUUAAAGGCAUGGUGGAACUAGUUCCUGCUUCAGAUACCCUCAGAAAAAUCCAAGUGGAAUAUGGUGUGACUGGAUCCUUUAAGGAUAAACCACUUGCAGAAUGGCUGAGGAAAUACAAUCCCUCUGAGGAAGAAUAUGAAAAGGCUUCUGAAAAUUUUAUUUAUUCUUGUGCUGGAUGCUGUGUAGCUACCUAUGUUUUAGGCAUCUGUGAUCGACACAAUGAUAAUAUAAUGCUUCGAAGUACAGGACAUAUGUUCCACAUUGACUUUGGGAAGUUUUUGGGCCAUGCACAGAUGUUUGGUAGCUUCAAAAGGGAUCGAGCUCCUUUUGUGCUUACGUCUGAUAUGGCAUAUGUCAUCAAUGGGGGUGAAAAGCCAACCAUUCGCUUCCAAUUAUUUGUGGACCUUUGCUGUCAGGCCUACAACUUGAUAAGAAAGCAAACAAACCUCUUUCUUAACCUACUUUCACUGAUGAUUCCUUCAGGGUUACCAGAACUUACAAGUGUUCAGGACUUGAAAUAUGUUAGAGAUGCUCUUCAACCCCAAACCACAGAUGCAGAAGCUACAAUUUUUUUCACUAGGCUGAUUGAAUCAAGUUUGGGAAGCAUUGCCACAAAGUUUAAUUUCUUCAUUCACAAUCUUGCUCAGCUACGUUUUUCUGGUCUUCCUUCUAAUGAUGAGCCCAUCCUUUCAUUUUCACCCAAAACAUACUCUUUUAGACAAGAUGGUCGAAUCAAGGAAGUUUCUGUUUUCACAUAUCAUAAGAAAUACAACCCCGAUAAACACUAUAUUUAUGUAGUCCGAAUUUUGAGAGAAGGACAGCUUGAACCAUCAUUUGUAUUCCGGACAUUUGACGAGUUUCAGGAACUUCACAAUAAGCUCAGUAUUAUUUUUCCACUUUGGAAGUUACCUGGCUUUCCUAAUAGGAUGGUUCUAGGAAGAACACACAUAAAAGAUGUAGCAGCCAAGAGGAAAGUUGAGUUGAACAGUUAUUUACAGAAUUUGAUGAGUGCUUCAACAGAUGUAGCAGAGUGUGAUCUUGUUUGUACUUUUUUCCACCCUUUAAUUCGUGAUGAGAAAGCUGAAGGAAUAGCUAGGUCUGCAGGUGCAGGUCCCUUCAGUCCUACUCCAGGCCAAAUAGGAGGAGCAGUGAAGUUAUCUGUCUCUUACCGAAAUGGUACUCUGUUCAUCAUGGUGAUGCACAUCAAAGAUCUUGUUACUGAAGAUGGGGCUGAUCCAAAUCCAUAUGUCAAAACAUACCUACUUCCAGAUACCCACAAGACAUCCAAACGUAAAACCAAAAUUUCACGAAAAACUAGGAAUCCAACAUUCAAUGAAAUGCUUGUGUACAAUGGAUAUAGCAAAGAAACCCUAAGACAAAGAGAACUUCAACUGAGUGUACUCAGUGCAGAAUCUCUGCGGGAGAAUUUUUUCUUGGGUGGAAUAACUCUACCUUUGAAAGAUUUCAACUUGAGCAAAGAAACAGUUAAAUGGUAUCAGCUGACUGCAGCAACUUACUUGUAAUCUAGUGAAUUUCUCAGAUUUGGAAGCAAGAAGAGUUAUAAAUGUGUGUAUACAUGAAUGCAUGAAGAUUUGUGAACUUUGUAUAGUAUUUUUAUACUUGUGCAAAAAUUAUAAAGUUAAAUAUACUUACUGUAUUUUAACACAUCAGUUGGACCAAUAGUCAGGUAACUAAAUUUUAUAAAAAAUUUCAGGAAGCCAUUACUGUUUUAAAGUCAUUUAAAAUGUUACAAAUCCUAACCUUGAUAAGUCCUGAAAAAGACUUUUGAAGUAGUACUAUAUCAGUUCAGCCAUCCAUUUUGCAUUGUUUCCUAUAUAGACAUAGUACAUUUGUUUUUCUGUUAUGCACCUUUUACAGCUUUUACCACUGUUUAAGUUCACAAACACCAAAGUAAUGAAAAGAUGCAGAAUGUUACCGUAAAAUGCAGCUGCUAUUCAUAGGGCUGAAAAGCAAAGCACAAAUAAUAGAUAACUAUGUUAAGAACUACUAAGUAGUUUAUACAAAAUAGAAGUUUUUUAUUCAUUUGUUAAAGCCUUUUUCAGAAUAAGUGCCAAUUGCUGAAGUUGUAAAUAAUGGUGCCUUACUUAACUUUAUAUGCAUCACUGGCACUUAAUUUCUGAUUUUUUUCCUGACUUGAUAAAUAACAAGUAAUUUCACUUUUAGUUUAUUAAGGACAAAACAUUGUGUACAUUUACUGAUGUUUUUCCCAAAAAAACAUUAUUUUCUUUGCUUCUGUUGUGUUACUUAUUUUAACCAUCCAUCCAUUUAAGUUUUCAUUGCCCAGUACUGAAUAAGAUUCGUUGAUAUACUUGUAUAAUAAAUUCUAUCAUUCCAUAAUAAUCCUACACUUAACUCCUUGGGGUGUAAAUUGAACCUGGAUAAUUUCACUUCCAUAUAUAUUUACUUUGUCAUUAAGCAAGUGAAAAUCCUGUGCCCAUUCCUGUUUGCGUUAGAACUCCGUGAGUAGUAUAGACUCUUUACAGAAAGGAACCAGACAAAGAUUGUAGGGUCCAAACAUCUUAUGAGAGUUCAUCUUAUAAAUUGACAUUUGUAAACAUUGUAUGUUCACAUAUAAGAAUUAUUUUCCAUCAUACAAUGAGAUUCAGAAAUCAUAAGGGAUAGAAAUGAAAUUAUUACACUAUAACCAUUAAGUAUAACACUCAUUUUUUUACUGUUCACCUUCAGACAUAAUUUUGUUUAGAUAAAUACAUAUAUGUAAUAACUUUCAUGGUUAGAAUGGAAAUUCAGAUACUUUUAAAAUGGUAACAGAGAUGCAGCAAUCUGGUCCUUCUGAGAAAACUGACAAAAUAUGCAGUAAAGAGUAUCAAAGAGAGAAAAGACAAUCUCUAAUUCAGUUGUCCAGAACAGAAUUUUUAUAAAGUAUGCAAAUGUUUAAUAUGAAUGAUACCUACAGAGCAGAAAUAAACAUUUUAAAAUAACAAACUUGAAAUUUUUGGUGCCUAACACUAAUGAUCUGUUUGUAGCUUAGUGGAAAAGUGCUUGCUUAGCACACACAAGGCCCUGGGUUUGAUCCCCAGCAUCCCACCCUCCCCACAAAAGUAAUUUGUUGGAAAACUCACGAGUGUGAUUUUCUAUGUCUUUUUAAAAAUGUUAAAAUGUGUUGUAUAUUUACUAAGUUAAUUAAAAUGCAGAUCAAAGCACCACUGUUUGCUUUUUCCACGUACAGUUAACAUUUCCUUGAAGUGUGUGAGUAGUUUUGUAAAUGUAGUGUAGCACUAGAAAUUUUCACUUAAGCUUUUGAGACCUAAUUCCAUUCCAUGAGUUGUCAAUUAGUACUGUUAAAAAAAAUACUAAUAUCUUGUCAAAAGGUAUUGUUUAUUGGACUUAAUAUCGACUGCUUUUUUUGCACUCUGUCACAGCAGUGUCUUUUAAGCACAAAUAGAACUAGAAAAUGUGAUGUCACUUUUCAAUUACAAGAAAUCUGAAUUCAGAUCUAAAAGUGUAUAUUAUGAUUAAUAUUGUACAGUUAAAGCGUUCAGAAUGAUAGUCAUAUUUUCUCUUAAUUUAACUCAUUUUGUGCCUUCUUUGGUCAUGAAAACACCUAUAUUUUAAUAUAAAUUAUUUCUUUGUGAAAUGCUAAGCUUCAGCCCAUACCAAAAAACAAAACAAACAAAAAACAAGAAAGAAAAAGGAGGGGAGUCUCUUUGCACUACUACUAUCUCAAUUCUAAAUUAGUUGAAAUUUUUAAAUGUUUUUUUUUUUU